AUGUUUUCGGAAAGUGUCGACGAAAAUGUAUCGUCCGAUAGCAGUAACGAAGACGAAAAACAUUUUCAAGAGCUGUAUUUCAAUCAAAAAUCUCUAAAUUUUAAAUCGGAAAUGGAAUUUUUAAACUUGAGAUUCAAAACCAUAGGUGAAAACAUACGUAAAGAGAAAACAAAAAUCGGUAAAAAUUUUCAUAAUGAUAUCGUCUCUCAUAAAUUUUCCAUCGAUAAUAUUCUGGGCCAGCUGAAAAAUAACCAAAGUGAAAGUGACGCUGAUAUCAAUAAAGAUGAACAGUUUGCAGACUACGAUAUCAAAUUUCCUUUGAAAUCUCCUAAUGACGACGCAGUAGAUAUUACAGAAAUAACCGAAGAUGGCCAAGUCACACCAAAAGAUCUUAAAGAUUCGUUAUCAAUUUAUUCAUCUUUAGGAUUCGCCCAUCCCGCAACAUUUCUUUACGGUGGAUGGUUCGCUGCGACGGCUGCGGCCUUAUCUGGAAACUCUUCGAGCAAUUUCUUAGGUCUUCAAGCUCCGAAGCCAGUAGGGCGGAGAUCUCGUAAACCAGGCUUAGAUAGAAAACCGAGGCAAGCGUAUAGUGCCAAACAACUAGAAAGAUUAGAAUCCGAGUUUAAGAUAGACAAGUACCUAAGCGUUAGCAAACGUAUGGAAUUAUCGAAAGCUUUGAAUCUGACGGAAGUGCAAAUUAAAACCUGGUUUCAGAAUCGUCGCACAAAAUGGAAGAAACAGUUGGCGUCUAGGUUAAAAAUGGCCACGCAUCGUCAAGGCGCCCCUUUAUAUUUUCCCGCAGCCCAUCAAUACCCUUCUCUAUUCUCGAAUCCGUCUUACUACGUUUCAUCGGCAGCGGCUGCUUCUUCUGGCUUAAAUUAUCUUUUCAACGGUACUUUCGAUUUAACUCAAGAUAACGUCUCCACCGCCACAACUUCUGAUUCGGCAACCACUGUGGCUCAGGGUGUUAGUGGUGCUGCUGCUCCAGUUACAGCACCUAUCAUUGAAAAAACCGCUGAAUCCAAAUCUGAACUUUAAUUACUUUGAUGGCAGCAUAUCUCAUUAUGUACCUUUUUAAUUAAUAUAUCCC
Planococcus citri (citrus mealybug) is the source of this 1090-nucleotide messenger RNA. Its product is annotated as homeobox protein vent1B-like. Gene Ontology annotation, molecular function: DNA-binding transcription factor activity, RNA polymerase II-specific; DNA binding. Gene Ontology annotation, biological process: regulation of DNA-templated transcription. The record is from RefSeq and is a predicted model, not a curated record. The coding region runs from base 1 to 1038 and encodes 345 amino acids. Lineage: Eukaryota; Metazoa; Arthropoda; Insecta; Hemiptera; Pseudococcidae. The transcript has 4 exons.